AUGCCUCCCAUAUCGUCCCUCGCGGGCAUCCUCGACUCGCCUGUCGCGUCAUCCAACGGCUCGACAGUCGUGGGCGGGGGCGGCACGUUACCAGACAUUUCCCUUGGCUCCCUCGGCUCCAGCUUCCACUCGGCAGACGACGGCGAGUAUGACGAUGGUGGCAUGGGUACACCAAGGAACGACAAGGCUCAACGCCGCAAGGACACUUCGUUUACCCCGCUGUCGUCACAGACGCCUGCGUCCGCACUCGUGGCCGUCUCCCCGCCUACAAGUGUGCGCCGGACGUCGUCACAAUCUGCGUUGGAUCAAGGCGCUCCCCGUCGCUCACGCUACAUGCGGUCGUCGAACGCCAAGGCCAAGAACAACGAUUCGGGCUCCGACAGCGACGGCGACGCACUUGCCCCGCAGUACGGUGGCGACACGGUGGACAGCGACGAGGACGGCGUGCUUGGCUCGCUGAGCGUCAAUGUCACCCAUCGCCGCGCGGCCCAGCUCCGUGCUUCUGGAACGUCGUACGCUGGCGGCCCGAGCAAGCGUAGCGGACGGCACAGUGUGGCUGCCAACCCGACGUCCAACCAGAUGACACUCCGCGAACAGGAGCAAAACGUGGACGCCCUGCAAAAGGAAAACUUCAACCUGCAGCUCGAGAACCACUUUCUCAAGGAACGUCUCGCUAGCAUGGCCCCGGACCACAUCGAAGCGGCGCUCAAGGAGAAUGUCAAGCUUAAGAUUGAGAUUCUCAACCUCGGCAAGGAGCUCAAAAAGUGCAAGCGUCUCCUUAUGCAGCAGGACAGGGACCUGGCAGCGGCUGCCAGGGAGGGCAAGAGCGUGCGUUCCCGCGAUGCCGAGUCUCGCGAACUCGAGGCCCUGUACCGCCAGGAGAAGGAGAAGAGGGACGCCCUCGAGGAGGAGAUUGAGCGUCUGCGCGACCUGCAGUCGGACAAGGCCAGCAACCUCGAAGACGACCUCGACCAGGCGCGCGGCCAGCUUGAGGACCAGGCCGAGGAGAUGGCCAAGCUCCAGGACGCCCACGACCGUGCGCAGGACGAGCUCGACCAGCUCCGUGAGCAGCAGCGCGACCUGGGCGAGAGUGUUGGCGUGAGCAAGGGCCGCGAGUCGCGCCAGGUCCAGAGGCUCGAGCAGGAAGUGGACGAGCUCAAGGCCGAGAUUGAGCAGCUGCUCCAGGGCCACGCAGAGCUCGAGGUGCUUGAAGAGCAGAACAACCAGCUGCGCGACAAGUAUGCCGCCGCCCAGAUCGACCUGGACCGCCACGACGAGGAGAUUGAGGAGCUCAACAACGAGAUCGACCUCAAGGUCCAAGAGCACGAAAAGGAGAUCCAGCAGGUCGAGGCCGAGUGGCGCGACGAGGUACUCGAGACGCGCGCACAUGUGGACGAGCUCAAGGACGUGCUCCAGGAGCGCGAACAGGACCUCGAGGAGGCCCGCAAGGCGUUUAUCGAGCGCGAGGAGGAACUCAUUAUCGCCCGCGACCGUAUUGGCGAGCUCGAGGCCGUCCAGGGCGAGACCCACGAUCGCCUCGAGGAGACGCUGCGAAACAUUGAGAUGGACAAUGCGGAGAAGGAUGGCGACCUCAUUGCCGCAAACCGCGAAGUCGAGAGCCUUGGCCAACGCGUAUAUGACCUCGAGGAGAUGAUCGACGAGCUGCGUGGGCAAGAGAACGACCUCAACAUUGAGCUGCAGCGCGCCGACGAAGAAAAGGCUCACUUUGUGGACCUUGUUGCUGCGCUCAAGGAGGCACGCCGUAAGGCUCAGGACGAGCGCGACGAUGAGGCCGUCAAGCUUCGCCGCGAAGAGGACGCCCACGACGCCGACCGCGAGGCCUGGGAGAAUGAGCGUGCAACAGAAGCCGAACAGCACCGCCGCGCUCUUGCCAGCCGGGACCAGGUCAACGAGCGCCUCACCACCGAGCUGGAGGCCGCGCGUGACCGUGUCGCCAUGCGCGACCGUGACCUGGCCUCGGUCCAGAACGCUCUCCGCGGCGUCGAGGACGAGCGCCGCAAGCUUGGCGACGAGCAGUCUUCUGGCCGCCAGUCGCUCGAGCUCGAGAUCCAGCGCCUGCACCGCGACUUUACGCGCUGUGAAGACGAGCUGGACCGUGCGCGCGAGGAGCUGCGCGAUCGCGAGCAGGCUCUGCACGACCGUGACUUGGAGCUUGCCGAACUCAUGGACAAGCACCGCGACCUCGAGGGCAAGCUGGUCACCGAGCGCCAGGGCCGCCUCAACAUUUCCGACAAGCUCGACGCCAAGACCAAGGAGGUCCGCCAUCACGAGCGCGAAGCUGCCAACCUCCGGGAACGCCUCGAAGACCUCGAGCCCUUGCUCACCGAGACGCAAAACUCGCGUUUCCAGAUGCAAAAGGAGAGCGACAGGCAGAGGCAGGAGCGUACGGACCUGCUCCUGCGCGUGUUCAAGGACGUCAACCGCUUCCUGGGCGUCACCGCCGAGGACAAUGUCACGCCGGCCAACUUUGGCGUGUUCCGCGACACGCUCAUCCAGCGCCUGCGGUCGAUCAGCGGCGCGCGCUCCGACUUUGACAAGCGCAUCAAAGAGACCGAGGUCCGGAUGGAGCAGAAGAUGGCCGGACUCAAGCGCCAGCUGGACGCCAAGUGGCGUGCCCUGGACGCGUUCGAGUCGAGUGUCAAAAAGCUCGAACUCACACGCUCGCAGUGGCGCAGCCGCCUGUCGCUCAAGGACGGCGAGCUGGACGCGUUCAAGGCGCGCAACGCCGAGCUCCAGGCACAGCUGUCGGCCGUGCGCGCGUCUGGUGGCGCCGAGUCGUCGUCGCACAUCCGCUCGCUCAUUGAGCGUGCGCAAAUGGCGGAGAAACGUUCCGCCACGUCGGCCCAGAGCAUUGCCCAGCUCGAGGCACGUAUCGCCGAACUGCAGUCGCGCGCCGGCGUCGCGGAGACCAAGUGGGAGGCGCGCGUCAAGGAGUACGAGGCGAGGUUGCGCCAAGCAGGCGAAAAAGUCAAGGCGGAGAAGCAGGGCGGCAAGGAGCGCGCACACCAGCUCGAGGCACAAGUCCGGGAACUGGAGCGACUGCUGGCCGUCACGCAAAAGAACAACAAGCGCGCCGAGGGUGUUGUUGCCAAUGCCGCGCACCUCAUGGACAAUUAA
Molecule: messenger RNA, 3138 nt
Organism: Apiotrichum porosum
Lineage: Eukaryota; Fungi; Basidiomycota; Tremellomycetes; Trichosporonales; Trichosporonaceae
Exons: 5
Coding region: 1-3138 (1045 amino acids)
Cellular component (GO): microtubule organizing center
Source: RefSeq, a predicted model, not a curated record